AUGAAGCAAGCCCCAGUUGGACCAGAGGAAAGAAAAUCUAUUUUAAAGAAGAUAUAUCAUGCUCUACGGCAGUCCCCCAUGUUCACACACUAUUCUGUAGAGCAUAUCAGGGACUCAGCCAUAAAAUCAGAACAGCUGACAUUUAACAGGUCAUACACUAAGCAAGAGUACAUGCAGGCAAUGCAUGCUAAGCUAGCCAAGAUAGAAAAGAGCUAUGUAAUGAAUGCAGAAGAAAUUCUUCGGGAAAUGGGAAAUAAGUCUGGGCAGGUCUUACCAGAGCCAAUUCACAUCACAAGGCCAAUGGGAAUAUUCAGGGACCAAAUGGAAAAGCCACCUAACCCAGAUAUGGAUGAGUACCAGAUGCACAUUCCAAAAAAACCAGAGUUUGUUUCCCUGACAGGAGGCACAAACAGAGGGAUAAACUUCUCAUUUAUUCCAGAUGACCCGCAUGCAGGCCGGGCCCAGCCCAGGAGUAGCACGCCCCACAUGCAGCCAGAAAUAACCCGAAUGACAGUCCCGCCAGGAAUGGGUCUAGGGGGAGGCGAUAUACCAGGGGCCCCAUCAGGCUACUCUCAUGCGAUGCCCAUUAAUACAACAAUUACAGGCACAGAAAUGUAUCCAGGGCAUGUCAAUGUAGGCACACACUUAAACAGCAGCGCAGGAAGUAGUCAUAUAAACAAUGGGCACUUAAAUAACAGCACAGGAAAUAGUGGACAUAUAAAUAACAGUAUAGGAAGUAGUCACUUAAAUAGUAGUCAUAAAAACAACGGCCAUAUAACUAACAGCCACAUAAACAAUGGGCAUGCAGGAAGUAGCGCAGUAAACAACAACGUAGGGCACACACAAUUCCUUAACCCGGAGACCAGAUAUAACCCGAAGAUGGGCAUGCACGGGAUAAAUGGUGCCCCAGGGCAGUAUGGGUUUAUUAAUGUAGGAAAAACAAGAAACACUUCGAUUGGGAUGGGUGCACCUGGGGGCAGGCCUGCCCCAAUGAACCACAACAUCAUAAAGAUAGAUCCUUUGACAGACCUGGGUUCGAUCCCAAGCACACGCGAGGGCAGAAGUGAAAUGAACAUAAAUCCAGUCGAAGUGAAUGGCAUGAAUAUGCAGAGGGAUGCACUAGGGGGCAUGAACAAAAGCAUAAGCCAAAGUAUAGGAAGAUUAGAGCCCUUUAUGCCGAUAGGUGGAUUUUCAACAGAAGGUGAAGCAAAUGCAUUUCCCAGAAUGGGGAUGGAGCACUUUCCAGAGGGGCAGCCAAUUAAUAUGGGCCUGGGGGGUAUUUCUUUGGGAAGUGUUUUGCACAGAACAGGUGCUGCGGGUAGCACAAAUACAGCAGCAAAAAUGAACAGCACAAGGGCCCCAGGCACACAGUUUGCAAAGGGCGCAGGAGUGCAUGAAAUAAAGCCUGUUAAGGUGCGGCAGGAAGAAAAGGCAAAAGUGCGCCCUAAAUUGGAUAAAAUAGAGUCACCCCUUCAGGAAGUAUCUGCAGAGUCUUCACCCAGGCCAGCGAGCAAGAAAAAAGAAAGCCAGACAGAACAAGAACUGAAGAAAAUAUCAGAAGAAAUUGAAAAAAUGAACGAAGUCCUGGUCACGCAUCAAAGCAUCUUCCCAAGAUGGGAGAAACAAAGGAAUCUUUUCUACAGCCUGGAAGAUGUGCUAAAUGCAAAGAUAAAGAACCCAAAUGAAGAAAUAGAAAAUAUCCAGGGAAUAUUCCAGCAAAUGAAAAAGCACAUAAUAGUACUCACGCAAGAGAUAAAGGAAGGAGACUCCCUUACGUUUAAAAAGAGAAUGGGAAGAAUCUCAAAUGCAUUUGUGCAGAAGCAAAAGACAGAGCCAGAGUACCAAUUUAUGACAACAGAGGAGUUACUUCUAGAAUAUAACUAG
This is a messenger RNA of Nematocida ausubeli, 1884 nucleotides long. RefSeq lists its product as uncharacterized. The transcript has a single exon. The record is from RefSeq and is a predicted model, not a curated record. NCBI's taxonomy places the organism in Eukaryota, Fungi, Microsporidia. Bases 1 to 1884 code for a protein of 627 amino acids.